UUAAUUAUUUUUGAUUAAUUCUCGAUUAAUCUCCUAUUUUCCAAAUUAACUUUCUAUUCUUCUCUUUUCUUUUUUGCAAUUUUACAAUUUACUCGAAUUACCAAUUCGAAGAGGUCAAAGAAUCUCCGUUGUCAAGAAUUCUGGAUUUCUUUGUAAAAUUUUUCAACGAUCUCUUUAAAUCUUUCCUGACAAUUCUCUUGGCAGUAAGAGAUCACGACGCGUUUAUAGAUAGGUGUCGUUAUAGAAGGUAUUUCUAUCGUCUGAUUUAUAUGUGUGCGGGUCGUAUAUGAACGUAUGUAACUAGUUUAAACAUGUCAGAAAGUCACGGAAGGAGAAGACAGAUACGUUCAGUAAGCCGCGAGACAAGUGUCAUACCAACGAAAUUCAAGAAUUUCACAUUGGCGAAUUUCUCACGUCUACUAUUUCUGUUUCUAUGAUGGCCGCCGCGAUGUGGCCUGGAGUAUUACUUCUACUACUGUUACUAGCAGUCCUGCUGCAUCCAUCAAGAUGUUCGCAGGUAAAAGUGAAUUAUCGAGAGAAGGAAAAGCAGGUGUUGGACAACAUCUUAGGGCCAGGAAGAUACGACGCGCGUAUCCGGCCGAGCGGGGAAAAUGGAACAGAUGGGCCGGCCAUUGUCCGGGUAAACCUGUUUGUGCGAAGCAUCGCGACAAUUAGUGACAUCAAGAUGGAAUACUCCGUACAAUUAACAUUUCGGGAACAAUGGUUAGACGAGAGACUACGAUUUAAUGACUUCGGAGGUCGACUGAGAUAUUUAACAUUAACAGAAGCCAAUCGCGUAUGGAUGCCGGAUUUAUUCUUUUCAAAUGAGAAGGAGGGUCAUUUUCAUAAUAUUAUUAUGCCCAACGUUUAUAUACGAAUCUUUCCAAAUGGUUCGGUUCUUUACAGUAUACGAAUAUCAUUGACACUCUCGUGCCCCAUGAAUUUGAAAUUGUAUCCUCUGGACAAACAAGUUUGCUCGCUACGCAUGGCCAGCUACGGAUGGACGACUACCGACUUGGUCUUCCUUUGGAAAGAAGGUGAUCCCGUCCAGGUUGUUAAGAACUUACACCUGCCUAGGUUCACCCUAGAAAAAUUUCUCACCGACUAUUGCAACAGUAGAACCAAUACCGGAGAGUACAGUUGCCUGAAAGUAGACCUGCUCUUCAAGAGAGAAUUCAGCUACUAUCUCAUCCAAAUCUACAUCCCCUGCUGCAUGCUUGUCAUCGUCUCUUGGGUCUCUUUCUGGCUGGAUCAAAGUGCCGUACCUGCUCGAGUAUCGUUAGGCGUGACAACACUACUGACUAUGGCCACGCAGACAUCGGGAAUAAAUGCCUCACUGCCACCAGUCUCCUACACAAAGGCCAUCGACGUUUGGACGGGGGUAUGCCUGACCUUUGUAUUCGGUGCGCUACUCGAAUUCGCCUUGGUGAAUUAUGCAUCGCGCAGCGAUAUGCACAGUGACAACAUAAACAAAAAAUUCCCACCGAGCGAAAUGGAACACUCCUCCUCGGUUGAUCCAACAUCGGAGGUCCUCGACGCGGACGGUUCGGCGAAUUUCGCCAUGAAGCCUCUGGUCCAACACCCGGAGGAUACCAUGUCGAUGGAUAAGAUGCAGCAGUGCGAAAUACAUAUGCAACCGCGAAAAAAAAACUGCUGCAGGUCGUGGCUGUCCAAGUUCCCGACGAGGUCCAAGCGCAUCGACGUCAUCUCACGAAUCUUCUUCCCCAUCGUAUUCGCUUUCUUCAACCUGACGUACUGGUCCACGUAUCUGUUCCGGGACGAAGCGGAGGGCGAGUAUCUCGACGAGGAAGCGCUCGGAUCAAGGGACGUGGCUCGCGGCCAUCCCCACCAUUAUUCCCACGGAAGAACACAUCGUUCGCGUCCUAAACAUCGACACUAUCACCAUCACCAACACAAUCAUCAACAUCAGCAUCAGCAUCAACAACAACAGCAGCAGCAGCAACAUCAGCAGCAACCGUCGCAACAGCAGCAACAACAACGUCGUCAUCAUCAUCGUCACCAUCAUCACCACCACCAUCACCAUCACCAUCAUAGAGAGCAACAGCAAACGUUACAUGCACCACCACCACCUCUACCACCCCAACAAACACCUACAGGGUCGUCGUACUCGCCCGUACAGACGCUCGAAGACGAUCGUUACUCGCCGCGAACUUCCAGGCAUUCCUGCAGAAGCUCGACGAGAUCUUCGCAGUCGCCGUCGCUAUCACCGUCGUCGAGAACGGCGACCCCGUCGCCACCGUCGGCGCCCGUUAGGCCGGCACCACCUCAACGUUUUCAUCACUUCCCGCAAUUUCCUUCGUCGCGUACCAUGAGGUGCUGUUGGGGUCUAAUAACGUGCAGGUGGUUGUCCUGCAAGGCCAAGGGUAGCGCUAGAAUCGACUUCAUAUCGCGGGCGGCCUUUCCCCUCAUGUUCAUCCUCUUCAACCUAACCUACUGGUCCGCUUACCUCUUUCGAGGUGAGGAUACCGUGGGUUCGAACUAGUAGAGAUGCGUUCCGAUUGCGAAGAGAAAAAAAAAGGGAAAGAGAAAGAAACAAAGAAGGAAUGAAAGAUGAUAGAUAGAUAGAUAGAUAGAUAGAUAGAUAAAUAGAUAUCGAAUGAACGAGGAUUAGCUUAAUGGAUGGAAUACAACAAGUCAACAAAGUUUGAAGACAUGAAACUACUCUAUCUUGCUCGAAAAAGGGAAGAACGUUCUUUGGCCGAUUUUGAAUCGGUCAUGCGACCAUCAAGCGAGGGAAAGUCGAAGGGAAAGAUAACUCUUUCGAAGAUGGAAAACGGCGGACACAAGUAGAGGAUGAAAAUGAAGAUUCUCGGCGACGACGGUGGUAGGGAGUACUUCGUCAUAAGGAAAAACGAUGUGGGACAAGUUGUUCGGACGUGAAAGUGAUGGGAAAACUCUCGCGUUGUCUUUCCAUCGAAAGAGAACGUGAGAGAUUGCGGAAACACACACUGAUACACACGCACGCGCACAUGCGCACAUAUACACUGACACACAUACACGUAUGCUGGUGCCAUUAUACUCUCGACUCAUAAAACACACACAUACAAGCGCAUGAAUAGACGGGAGGGGACACACGAAUUACAUAUUAACAUAGAGAGUUACAUAUACACACACGUACACAUCUAUUUACAAGCGCAAAAAGAUUUACACACACAUACACAUUCGGAAGACCGCGUGCCACAGAGACUGAAGAGAGAAAUCAACGCAGUGGGCCCUGUAUAGCCACGGCCUGUUAACAAUUUACAAUGCAUAUAAGUUUAUAAAUACUAUAAAUCUAACGUAUUGAGACAAGUAACUCGUUAUUGCAGUCAGUGAAUCCUUUAUAUAUGCGUAUAUAUAAAUAUAUACAUAUAAAUAUAUAAGCA
Messenger RNA from Vespula pensylvanica (western yellowjacket), 3386 nucleotides. It is a transcript of the gene GluClalpha, whose product is annotated as glutamate-gated chloride channel-like. Gene Ontology annotation, molecular function: extracellular ligand-gated monoatomic ion channel activity; neurotransmitter receptor activity; transmembrane signaling receptor activity. Gene Ontology annotation, biological process: nervous system process; signal transduction; chemical synaptic transmission. Lineage: Eukaryota; Metazoa; Arthropoda; Insecta; Hymenoptera; Vespidae. Gene Ontology annotation, cellular component: neuron projection; synapse; membrane. The record is from RefSeq and is a predicted model, not a curated record.